Messenger RNA from Aplosporella prunicola CBS 121167, 4038 nucleotides. RefSeq lists its product as uncharacterized. The coding region runs from base 1 to 4038 and encodes 1345 amino acids. The transcript has a single exon. NCBI's taxonomy places the organism in Eukaryota, Fungi, Ascomycota, Dothideomycetes, Botryosphaeriales, Aplosporellaceae. The record is from RefSeq and is a predicted model, not a curated record.
AUGGCUCCUUCAAACGUCUUCUCCUACCUGCGCCCGCACCAUCGCCGUACCACGUCGCAGCCUACCACCCCCGAGCCACCGCUGUCCGCAAACUCCGUGAACUCGCCUGUCGCCCACUACCAGGAUAUCCCGCCGCCGCCGCCGCGCUUGCACGACAAUGCAAGCAACCACUCUAGUUCCCCCGUCUCGCCCUUCCCUCCCAUACUUCCUCCCAUUCCGAGGAUUGCGUCGCGGUCAAAGCAGCAUCCCACGUCUGCAAAAGAGCAUGCAGGGAAUACCUCGCAGGGCGGCACCCCGGGUCCUGACGGACACCUGCAGGCCCAGCCCUCGCCGGACUCGGGCGCAUCGGCAGACAGCAGGAGGGAUGCCAGAAGGAGACAGAGCUCCUCAGCCAUCUCUGCGCCUACUGGCUUGAGGGUAAAGGGACAACGGCCAAACUAUAGCUCUCACUCUGCCGAGCAACCCUCUACGUUCGCAGCAGCCGAGUCUGCAAGCACAUCAAUGCCAACUAAUUCUCCGUUUAUGAGCCAAUCUUCUCUACCAUCAGUUUUGUCCGCAGCUGAGAAAUCUGCCUCCGGGAAAGGCUCGACAUCUGGUCAACAUAGUAGAAGCAAAAAGAGCUUUAACUUGCGGAAUCCCAUGUCUCUGCUCCUUCGGCGGAGGUCAGGACAGGCAAUACCAAACUUAUCAGACGAGAGUUUAGUCAGCCACAAGAGUCAGGUCGUGCCUGCAAUGGCCCUGGCGGACGACUUUGACCCGAGUAUACGUGGAAACAUAGUGCACGACUUUAGCGCACCAAAAUCGCGGAGAACGCAUUCCUACGACGCUCAUAUCCGAGAUUCUUCACGACUAGAUGCUGAAGUAAAGCAGCAGACUGAUGAUGAGAGUCCCAGCAAACGCGAUCGUUCUCAUACGCCAGUUUUUAAAGAGGAAUUCGAUACUACAGAAAGCGAAGAUAAGAAGCGAGAAUCUGCAGUUAGAGCAGAAACGCUUGCGAACCAAGAUUUCUUGGCCCGCAACGCUUUCCCAGAACAACCAGAUCAUCCGCCGCCUCCGCCGCCGCCAUUCGCAAAACGACGAUCGUUACCCCCUCCGCUCCAACUGGAUAGCGAUGCAGCUGGUCUGGCCCCCGUUCCUGAGGCAAGCCCCAGUCCCACGACCGGUUCCCCGAAUGGAUCAAAUGCAAUUAAGACACCCCCUCAGUCCCGCUCACGGGCAACUUCCGGCUCGAUGGAUCCCAGUUUUCAGCCCGCCGGUCUACCUACACACUUAACGAGUAGAGCAUCUCGGUUUAGCUUUCAAAUUGCUGGUGUCAACUCUUCCGAACAAGAGGAAUUACUCGAAGAGCGGCAUAAGCAGAGGGCUGCUGCGAAAGCAAGAGAGAAAGCUGACAGUAAACUUGCCGGCGACGACGAGGACGGAGACGAGGAAGAAGAGGAUAUGUACGAUUACGACAAUAUGGAUGGUGGGGGUUACGAAGAAGAGAUACCUAUGCUUGGGGAUGAUUAUGGUGACGGUUUUGGUGGCUUCAGUUCGGAUACCGGGUUGGCGGAUAGCCUGCCGGCUUACGAUUUCAGCUCCUUUAACAGAGUGCCAUACACGAACCCACUGAGCCCCAUCGCCGCAAGUGAUACCUUGGGGACGCCGGCAGACGUGCAAGGGAACGCGCUCAGCAACGCAAUGAUGCAAGGCCUUGCACAAGCGCAACAACGAUCGCCGCUCGGUGCUCAUCCGGUGACUGCUGACGAAGAGUCCGAAACAAACGUGCAUGGCCUUGGGCUUAUGGACAUUGGGCCUGGGGCUGCUGAGGGCGAUAUCGGAGCAGGCCACCUUACGCCGGAAGUCAGUCCAGCCUUUCCACAAGAAUCCGGAUCGAAGGGCCCGGUGUUGGAAGAUGAUGACUUCUACUUUGAUGACGGAUUGCUCGAUGAGCCUUCUCCGGAGGAGGGAGAGCAUACGUUUGAUGAGUCCGCUUUCGACGAUCCUAAUAGCGGGCUCUAUGAGCGGCCUGCCCCGGUCCCCAAGUCUCUUUCCGAAGAUGCUGAAGCCGCAAAAGAUCCCGAAGAGAACCCUGACCUACAGGAAGAACAAGAACCUGGAAAACACGCCUUAGCUCCGCAUCCUUCAAUGAAACAGCUUUCCCGGAACUUUCAGUCUGGGGAUCCUUUCGACUUUAAAAGUCCCGCUGACUAUUUUAGCGCUCUUGCUGAGGCUGCUACCAAGGCCGAGGCUGAAGGCCGGUUUGUUCGUAAAAACAGCGUUGCAACUACUACCGAUGUGUCAAUCUAUAGCCAAGAUGAGGAAGCGGAGCAAAGUCGUCCCGCCACCGCAGCCGUCCGUGAGUCUACAGAAUCUGCACCCAGCUUGGUACAGGAUUCAAGCCGGGUCAGCGGUGCUACCGAGAACUUCUUGGCUAGUACGUAUCCUGACACAGAGUAUGAAAGCUUUGACCAAGAUUUCGGAGGAGAUCCGUACGGAGAUAGUUACGGUGACGACUACGGCGAUUACGACAGUGCGCUGGAAGACGACCCCAUGAUCGCUGCUGCCAAUGCCGAGGCCCUCGCCAACGACUUUGACGGCGAGUAUGGCUCUGAAUUCGGCUUUUACGCCAAUGCCUACAACAAUGGGGCAGAAGUCACCAAUGGCGGAUACUUUGGUCCUAGCGGACUUGGCCGCAGCGUGAGCGGGCGGAACGCGGUACGCGAACCGAACCUCACACCCAUCACUGAGCGCAGUGAAUACAGCACGCGCAAUUCGUUCAUCGGCCUGGGCCACUUCACCGGACCGGGCUCCGCCAAUCCCGCGCUGCCUAGUCCCGGCCUCGCGCAGCUUGCCCGCAUGAGCCCCUAUGGCCUUCCACCAGGCGAAGACGAGUUUGCUGACUACGACAUGAGCCUCGAGCAGCUGAUGAAGCUGCGCAAGGGUGCAUUUGGCGCCGGUGCCGGUCCGACGAGCAGUCCUGGCGGUGGCAGCGCAGCGAGCAGUCCAAGAAACUCGAGCCCGUUAAGCUACUUCCCCAACAGCUUCCAACACAGAGCCACGAGCCCGGUGGCCACGAGGGGAAAGAGUGCGUGGGACGCAAUGCAGGGAAUCGAGGAACAACAGUCAGAUUCAGAUGAAGGUGAGGAUGGGUUCCGAGGUCAAGCUCAAGGGAUCCAGGACGAAGACGAGGACGAAGCAUUAGUCAAUGAAGCGAACCGCGGUGACGAGUCGGAACACGAGUCAACAUACAGCGUCCAGCGCGAAGACAACUCGAGCCAGGCCAACCGUAGCUCCCACGACCUCAACGACGAGACUCCGCACCACGGCAGUCCCAGCGCCAGUCCCCCCUCGCCCCAGCGGCCCGGCGUGCCCCACCAGAUCCAGACGCGAAACCUCCCGCAGCACAUCAACACGGCCGCCGCCGCCGCCUACGAUCCCUACGCGUACCCCUUCCUCCCCGAAAACCCGGGUAACAUUCCCGUCUCGGUCCCCGCGUCCGCCAUCUCCACCACAAGCACCUCGUCCCUCCCAUUCGGACACUCUGCCUCGGCGUCGACCGCCUCGGCUGGCCUGGCUCCGCCCUCGCAGAACCAGCAACAGAAGCAGCAGCAGCGUCCCACCAGCAGUGACGGAGCCGCCACCACCCCUCUAGCGCUGCCUAGCCCUGGGGCGGGCUCGCCGCUCACGCCGACGCUGUUCUCGCCGUUGUCGCCCCCGGAGCAGACGCCUGGCCCGGCGUCCCCGCUCUGGGACCGCGCGCACUCGAGCGCGCAUUCCCGCACGAGUAGCGGGGCUGCAGAGAGCGUGACGUAUGUGCGGGAGCGGAUUGGGGUGAAGAGCACGGAAGGUGGUGCGGUGGGGGAGGAGCGUGGAGAUGGCAGUGGCGGUGGCAAAGAGGGGGAUAAGGGGAAAGGCGAGCGUGAUGGUGAGGGCCACGGGCGUGGUGAGGCCGAAGGCACGGACGGGUAUAGGUGGGUGAUGGAGCGGCGGCGGACGUCGAAUUCGGGGGAGAUGGAGCUUGUGGGGCGAGAGGUCGUGAGAGGUGGAAGGAUCUGA